UUGAAAAUUAUCAAUUUGAAACAGUAAGACUUCCAAGUUUUAGGCAUAGAUGAGACAAGGACUCUUCCAAAGAUAUAACAGGAUUGGGAAAAGUAUGAGGAAUACUCCUAAACAUAAGGGUGAAUUAAGUAAUACACAAAUAUUUGAGAGGACGGGGCAUAAUAUGUUCCAGAAUUCACCUGAAGGCAGAAGGAGGAAAUUUCAAAAGGAUUAUUUCAAAAACAAGUCAUAUUCCAUUCGUAAGGCUACAAAUGAAAGUACUGCAAGUCAGACUAGAGAAUCGACUAUGAGGCCUUCAGGGAUGGAUAAAAUUAAGAGGAAUUCAAAGAUUGUCAUCCAGAAAUACAAGAGGAAAUAACCAGAAAACAUUUGCUAAGCUUUACGAAGCCCAAAAGAUCGCUUUGCCUAGCACUUCUGAGGGUAAUCGCAACAACUCUGUCCAAUCACAGUCUCCUAAAAGUGAGUUAUGAGGCUGAUUUAUAGAUAUCUUAAAGGAAAACACAUCCCUUAAAUGGUUCAGAAGCAGGAGCAAGGAGAAGAGCAAGAAAAAGUACAGAUUUACCGAUACUGAGAUCAUCAGGAAUAAUGAAAUAGAGAACAUCUUCCACCUCUUUGACUCCGAUGGGUCAGGCACUCUGGAAAUUAAUGAAAUAGAAGAAGUGUUAAAACAUAUGUCUGGUGAUAGCCAGGAAAUUAAUAAAGAGUCACUGAGACUCCUAUUCCAAGUUGUGGAUACAGAUAAUUCUGGAUCUAUCUCGAUUGAUGAGUUUAAAGAAUUCCUAAAUGAUAGAGAAAAACAAAGAGAGUUUUCUAAGUCAUUAAGAAUACUGCUGUGAGGACUAGGAGAACCUGAGAAAUAAAAUGGAUAAUAUAUCGAAGUUUCUGAAUCAGACUCAUAAAAUAAAUAAGCCUCUUCCUAAUUUUAUUCCUUCAUCUGCAGCAUCAAUGUUGAAAUAUUUGAAGUAUCGAACAAUACGAAAGUCAGUGUACGACUCAAUCUCAGGAAAGUUCUUUCAGACCAAGAUAAAGAAAGAAGGAAUAAAUAGUGAGAGGAAUUAUGCUAGCAGUAGUAUGCAAGAACCAGAUUCAAUCUUACAAUGAAUAUUUAAAGAUAAAACAAAGCUUACAAGUGAUAGAGAUAAUUUCUUGAAAAUAUUCUCAGGAUACCCAAUUGGAGAUGCCUCUCUUGGGGAAGAUCCAGUAGCAAUUAUGAAAGAAAAGCAUAUUUCCUUACAUAAGAUCCGGAAUCCAAAAGUAAUCCAGUAUGGCAGAGAUUCAUUCAGCCGAAGUGGUACUAAAUUUCACUUACCCCAAAGAAUCACCUUACGAAAAGCAAAAAGUCAAUAUAAGACCAGUUCAAACAUGGCUAAAGAAUUUACUUGUGAAAUAUUUCAUAAAUAACUAUUCCAAUUUAA
Molecule: messenger RNA, 1415 nt
Organism: Moneuplotes crassus
Lineage: Eukaryota; Ciliophora; Spirotrichea; Euplotida; Euplotidae
Source: the annotation of a GenBank genome assembly